Ctenocephalides felis (cat flea) is the source of this 473-nucleotide messenger RNA. Its product is annotated as serine/threonine-protein kinase Chk2-like. The transcript is spliced from 2 exons. The record is from RefSeq and is a predicted model, not a curated record. NCBI's taxonomy places the organism in Eukaryota, Metazoa, Arthropoda, Insecta, Siphonaptera, Pulicidae. The coding region runs from base 64 to 309 and encodes 81 amino acids.
UAUUCUUUCAAACAAAGUAUUUGGUCUUCGGUUAGUGCUGAAUGCAAGGAUUUAAUUUCUAAAAUGUUACAAGUAGAUCCAAAAACUAGAUAUAGCAGUUCCGAAGUUCUUAAUCAUAAAUGGUUACAGGAUCCUGAUGUUAUUAAGCGUUAUAAUGAUUUAUUAAAUCAGGAAAAUGAAAAACAAGAAAUUACUGUUUCUGAUUUGGAAGAUUCAAUAAAUGAACAUUAUAAUAAUUCUUGUCCUGAAAAUUGUCUAGAUAUAAUAGAACCACCUGCCAAACGUCAUCGAAGUCUACUUAUUUUUUAGCGAUUCAAAAGUUUGAUUUGUUAUCAGUAUUAAAAAGAACAAAAUGUACAUGCUACAUACAAAGGUACUUCUAUGCUCUAAGUAAUAAAAUGACAUAAAAAAUUACAUUUAAAAUAUGAAAUAUUUUUAUAAAUAAUAGUGAAUAAUACUUUUGAUAAUUGCAC